This is a messenger RNA of Penicillium lagena, 1359 nucleotides long. RefSeq lists its product as uncharacterized. Gene Ontology annotation, molecular function: omega-amidase activity; structural constituent of ribosome. The record is from RefSeq and is a predicted model, not a curated record. Gene Ontology annotation, cellular component: mitochondrion; ribosome. The transcript is spliced from 7 exons. Gene Ontology annotation, biological process: translation; oxaloacetate metabolic process; L-glutamine metabolic process. Bases 1 to 1359 code for a protein of 452 amino acids. NCBI's taxonomy places the organism in Eukaryota, Fungi, Ascomycota, Eurotiomycetes, Eurotiales, Aspergillaceae.
AUGGCUGCCUUCCUGAAGAAACCCCUGAAACUGGCCCUGGUGCAGUUGGCAUCGGGCGCCGAUAAGGCCGCCAACCUCACCCAUGCCCGUGGCAAGGUUCUCGAGGCCGCCAAAGCAGGCGCAGGUCUGAUUGUCCUGCCCGAGUGCUUCAACUCCCCCUACGGCACCGCACACUUCCCCAAAUACGCCGAGACUCUGCUCCCCUCCCCGCCCACGAAGGAACAGUCCCCCUCCUUCCACGCCCUGUCCGCGAUCGCCGCCGAGGCCAACGCAUACUUGGUCGGUGGCAGUAUCCCAGAACUGGAACCCACCACCAAGACUUACUACAACACCUCGCUGGUCUUCUCGCCGUCGGGAGCCUUGAUCGGCACCCACCGCAAGACGCACCUCUUCGACAUUGAUAUCCCCGGCAAGAUCGCCUUCAAGGAGAGCGAUGUGCUCUCCCCAGGCAACCAGCUGACCAUCCUCGACCUUCCGGAAUAUGGCAAAGUCGGGCUGGCCAUCUGCUACGAUAUCCGCUUCCCGGAGGCGGCCAUGAUCGCUGCGCGCAAGGGCGCUUUCCUGCUCCUCUACCCGGGCGCUUUCAAUACCACUACAGGUCCGCUGCACUGGGAAUUACUCGGUCGGGCACGCGCGGUCGAUAACCAGACCUAUGUGGCCAUGUGCAGUCCCGCGCGCGACAUGGAGGCGGACUACCAUGCCUAUGGGCACAGCUUGGUCGCCGAUCCUGGUGCCCAUAUCCUAAGCAUGGCGAACGAGAAGGAGACCAUUGUAUAUGCGGAUCUGGAUAACGAGACGAUCAAGAAUAUCCGGUCGAGCAUCCCGAUCUAUACACAGCGCCGGUUUGAUCUGUAUCCGGAUUUGACCUGGGCCCAGUUGGGCGGUUAUCUGCCUGAGGCACCAAAUGCCCACACUCUCAAUUUCGAAAAAUCGCACUUCCGCUUCGACACCGACCACCUCUCGCCCACCGUCGACACCCCCCAUUCCAAGAUGUCCAACGUCAAGACCGGCAAGAAGACCCGCUCGGCCAUCGCCGACGUGGUGUCGCGCGAGUACACCAUCAACCUGCACAAGCGGUGCCACGGCGUCAGCUUCAAGAAGCGCGCUCCCCGCGCCAUCAAGGAGAUCCGCGCCUUUGCCGAGCAGGCCAUGGGCACCAAGGACGUCCGCCUCGACCCCCAGCUGAACAAGAAGGUCUGGGAGGCCGGCAUCAAGGGUGUUCCCUUCCGUCUGCGCGUGCGCAUCUCCCGCAAGCGUAACGACGAGGAGGGCGCCGUGGAGCGUCUGUACUCGCACGUCCAGGCUGUCAACGUCAAGAACCCCAAGGGUCUGCACACUGCCACCGUUGACGAUGCGUAA